Messenger RNA from Quercus lobata, 675 nucleotides. Its product is annotated as NADH dehydrogenase ubiquinone 1 beta subcomplex subunit. Lineage: Eukaryota; Viridiplantae; Streptophyta; Magnoliopsida; Fagales; Fagaceae. The transcript is spliced from 4 exons. The record is from RefSeq and is a predicted model, not a curated record. The coding region runs from base 70 to 447 and encodes 125 amino acids.
GCGAGUGUUUGGUGCUAGAGAGCAGAGAAAGAAGCAAAUCAGGGGGAAAAGAACAAAAAAGAAAGGAAAAUGGCAGGGAGAUUGAGCAACGUAGCUUCUAGAAUCAUGGGCGGAAACGGCGUCGUAUGCCGCUCCGUCGCCUCCUCUCUUCGCCUCCGCGCCGGUAUGGGCCUCCCCGUCGGCAAACACAUCGUCCCUGACAAACCGCUUCCAGUGAAUGACGAACUAGUUUGGGACAACGGGACCCCAUUUCCCGAGCCUUGCAUAGAUCGCAUUGCUGAUACUGUUGGAAAGUAUGAAGCAUUGGCUUGGCUUUGUGGAGGUUUGAGCUGUUUCGCAGGUUUGGGACUGUUGGCUGUGUGGAACGAUAAAGCUUCUAAGAUACCAUUUGCGCCAAAAGUCUAUCCAUACGACAACCUACGAGUGGAGCUUGGCGGUGAACCAUAGUUGGGUCCACGGGCAACUAAUUGAACAGUUAUUGUUGUUCCAGUUGUGCGUACUUUUUGUUUAUUUGUAUGGUUUUGGAGUUUGAUUGGUUGAAAUAAUGCACCAUGUUUAUGUGUCGGCAAAACAAACAUCUUCAGACAACUGGCAAAGUUUUCUUUUCUUCGUUAUUAUGUUGAUUCUCAUGACAAGAUGCAUAAAUUCCAUGUUUUAUUUGUGUUUGUUGCAUAA